Messenger RNA from Saccharomyces cerevisiae S288C, 1119 nucleotides. RefSeq lists its product as uncharacterized. Gene Ontology annotation, cellular component: vacuolar membrane. Bases 1 to 1119 code for a protein of 372 amino acids. The record is from RefSeq and is marked reviewed. NCBI's taxonomy places the organism in Eukaryota, Fungi, Ascomycota, Saccharomycetes, Saccharomycetales, Saccharomycetaceae. The transcript has a single exon.
AUGCUACUAAAUGUAACGUCUUCGCAAUACAUAAGCACACCUCAAUCCAGAAGUCUGAGUGAAAUUGACACGUCAGAAACCGCCAGCUUAUCAUCAGCUACAGACCACAUUUUUGCAUUAUCCACUGAGGUUGUAUCCUCAAUUACGACGAACCUCAUUGAGGGUUUAGAAAGUUCGAUUCAGGUCCCCAUAUCAACCGCAUAUGGUACGACUUCCUUCCGCAACAACACUUCAAGUCCACAAUAUCUGGUUAGCAAUUGCACUUCCUCUGUUCAAAGCAAUAUCACUAUCGAUAGAGGACUGUUAAGUACAUUGAAGACUUUCACUACUUCACAGGUGCCAACCAUAGAGCCUUCGACGACUAAACUAACAACACCAUUAUCUACAACAUUUACCUCAACCUCUACAUCGGAAAUAUACUCCGUAUUCACCAGCGAGAACUCAGUUUAUAUCAUCUAUGACCAAGAAUACAAAUUUACAGAGCGAUCGACAACAUUUAACACCCACUUUCCCCAAACAACUGUGCUUCAAGAAUCAAAUCCUCCGUUAACUUUCACCAUUCCAUCCAAUACCAUUACCGGGGAUGCUAAACUUUAUCAAUAUCUAUCUGGUGCACUAAACACUCAAGAUACCUCAGAUGCCAAUAAUAGAAGGACCGGAGUUAUUGUCGGUUCUACGGUUGGAGUUGUCAUUGGAGUUGUAAUAGUAAUUUUUAUCGGAUUCAUAAUUAUUAGAAACAGACGAAACGUGAAAAAUCACAGCAAAAAGGGCUUUAGCCAUGAUAUUGGCAAGAGGGUAAGUUGUGAUGAGGUAACAGAAACAGAAGCACCGUCAAAUCCGUUCCUAAAUGUCCUUAAUUAUAAAGUAACAACCAACGGCGAGGGCAAACGAGAUUCCUUUGAAAAUGGUAGAGAUUUACACAGAGCUAGUUCCUCAGACGGUAUAUAUAUAGCACAUCCUUAUUAUGGGAUGGCGGAUCACGAAUCCGGGAGAUUUUCAUACGUAUCGUCAUACAAUGAAUCUGCGGAGUCAUCCAUUGAAGAAACAAGUUCCAGUGCGUCUACUAUUACUCGGCCAAAUAUUCAGCAAACCAAUAGCUUUUUGAGAGAAAUUAUUUAA